AUGUCUUUGCCCGGUCAUAAAUCACAAUCCACUUCUCAGUUAAACCUUGUGCACCUUCCUGCUGAGCUUUUUGCGGCAGCGGCGUCGCAUCUGCCUAACCGUGACAUCAAGAACCUCCGGUUGACAUGCAAAAUCCUACGCGAAAGGGCUACUCUUGGCCUUGACAGGGUGUUCUUGUCUGCCAAUCCGCGCAACGUUGAAGUCUUCCACGCGAUUGCAGACCAUGAGACGCUCCGUAAGGGGAUUAUCGAGAUUAUUUGGGACGAUUCACAGCUAGUUCAUAACAUUGAAAGGGAAAACGAUGCAGUCCAUCGGCUAAUGGAGAGCCCCUCGCCGGAAGCGUGUCCCGGAUGGUUUGCACGGGCUUGCCAGCAAAAUAUUGACUACCUGGCAUCCCGCAAGGAGAGUGACGUAGACCGCCCAGACCAUGUUGCAAGGACCGAACAGAUCGGCGCGCAGCUGCCGCUCGACGUGUCGUGGGAUUAUUACCAGCAGCUUCUACUACAGCAGGAAGACGUGCUGGCGUCGGGGGCUGAUAUUUAUGCCCUGAGGUAUGGUUUGGAUCGCUUCCCUUCACUAAGGAGAAUCACCAUUACGCCUGCAGCCCAUGGAUUUCUGUUCACGCCGCUUUACGAGACGCCCAUGAUCCGCGCCUUUCCAUAUGGCUUUAACUACCCCACUCCACGCGGCUGGCCAACCCCAGAUUUCGGAGAGGUGCCAUAUGAAGCGCCUCCACGGGACGACGAGACAGAAAAGAGUAAGUGGCGAGGUUUUUGUAUCGUCACGCGCAAGCUUGAAAAGCAGAACCACCACAUCUCGGAACUCAUCCUCGACGUGAACCAGCUCAACACAGGGCUGAACUGCCACGUCUUUGACCAACCAUGCGAAGAGUAUGACAACCUGGUUGUACUGCUUCGACGACCGGGCUUUCACCGCAUUGACUUUGCCCUCCUUGCCGAUGGGCAAGAGUGGGAGGACUGGUCAUCAUUCCUCAGCGGCUACUUGAAACUUGCGCUGGGUGAGGCGAAGGACCUGCAACAUGUCAGCCUCCGGACCCAGGUAGAUGUCAACCAGUUUUACGAGGCUACGCUAUCAGGGACCAGCGAAUCUACGGAGAAUUUCAUACCACUGCGCACCAUCUUCCCCAUCGACAGGUGGCAGAAGCUACGACACUUUGGGCUUUCUAAUUUUCUUGUGAGACAGGACAACUUGCUCUCGCUGCUCGCUGCAUUACCAACGUCGUUGCGAUCCAUCAAGCUGAGCUUCCUCACGUUCCUAGGCGACGGCGGGAACUACAGAGACCUGCUUGCCGACAUGCGCAACGCUCUGGGUUGGCGCGAUCGACCUGCGAACGAGAGACCGAGGGUCACAAUACUCGUUGGCACGCAAAAUACAGCGUCUACCCGGGCCCUCUGCAUGGAUGGCGAGGUCAACGAAUUCCUCUAG
Phialemonium atrogriseum is the source of this 1446-nucleotide messenger RNA. RefSeq lists its product as uncharacterized. Gene Ontology annotation, molecular function: protein binding. The record is from RefSeq and is a predicted model, not a curated record. NCBI's taxonomy places the organism in Eukaryota, Fungi, Ascomycota, Sordariomycetes, Cephalothecales, Cephalothecaceae. The transcript has a single exon. Bases 1 to 1446 code for a protein of 481 amino acids.